CUUUAAAAAAAAUAUUCUCAACAUGGAAGGCCUUGUCUCGAAAGUGAAGUGUCUCACAGAGAAUCUGUGGAUUAAACAUCAAGCAAACACUGAAGACAUAAUUGAGAAGCUCUAUGGUGAAAGCUCUGUGUUAGAAGACUAUCCAAAUUCACAGGAUCCUCAGCUUGAAGAAUGUGCAAUCCAGCUGUGGAACUGGGCAGUUACUAAACGUGUUGGUACAGCUAUUAAUGAGCUCCAGAAAGCAAAAGUGCGUCAUGUUGCUUGCUGUCUACUGUACUGUUGUGAUACGGAGAAUCCAAAAGAGGGCGCUGUCCGCAAGCAGAUUUUGAUGGCAAGCAAGACAGGGAGAACAUGGCUGGAUUGCAAAAAGCCCCAGCUUGCAGAUCACUUUUUAAAUCUAGCGGUUAAAAGCUUGGAGACCCUGUACAGCAAACUCAUUUCCAGAGGAGAUGGAGCAACUGACAUCAACACAUCCAAAGGAGACGUGGAGAAGGACCUGCUCCGAGUCUUCUCCUACCAGGCAGAGUCGGCUCUGGCUCAGGAUAAGCAGCAAGAGGCAGUGGACUGCAUGCAGCGCUGCAAAGACAUGCUGCUGAGGCUCCCUAAAGAGGGUGGAUAUCUUUCUCUCAUGUGCUAUAACUUUGGAGUGGACUCUUUCAAUUUAAAAAAGUACGAGGAGAGUUCUUUCUGGUUGAGUCAAAGUUAUGACAUAGGGAAGACAAACACUAAAUAUUCCCCGGGUGCUGAGGUUCAAGCUAAAGUCCUGAGGCUCCUAGCCACUGUUUAUCUUGAAUGGGACUGUCAGAAGUUUCACGAGAAAGCUCUCAAUGCUGUGAGCUUAGCCAACAAGGAGAGGGUUCACCCCUCUGGACUCUACUUGAAGAUGAGAAUACUUCUGAGAUGUGGUGCCCAGGAGGAACACAUAAGAGCUGGGUUUACAGAGUUGCUAGACUCUGAGGUCCCUCUGGAGGUUUGUCUGAGCAUGGUGAAGAUGCUCAUGGCUGAAGACAGGGAGACGUUGGCCUUUGACUCUCUGAAGAGGGUGUGUCAGCACUUUGAGUCGUCGUCGGAGCUGGGCAGCGCCCUGGUCCUACACAUCGAGCUUCUGCUGCAGAGGGGGAAGGAGCUGCUGGCCAGACAGAAGAUAGAGGACGUCAUCACAGGACACCACACUGGACGACAGCUCCCCCCCCAGAGCCUCACCACUCUGCAUCUGCUGCUCUGGGACAAGGCCUCCCACAACUUUGAGGGUAAGAGCUACUCAGAGGCUCUGCAGUGGUACAACUACUCCCUGAGCUUCUACAAGGCAGGGCAGACGGAGGGCAACCUGGCCAAGCUGCAGAGGAACAGAGCCUCCUGCUUCCUGCACCUCCAGCAGCUGGAGAAGGCCAAAGAGGCCAUUAAGGAGGCCGAAAGAUGUGAUCCAACCAGCAUCUUUACUCAGUUCAGCAUUUACAAGAUUUCCAUCCAGGAGAAUAAUGUGGAGAAAGCUGUGGAGGCGGUGAAGGCCAUGGGCGUGCUGGCCUGUGGUCCGGUGAGCAGCGAGGACAGACUGCUGGUGUGUGAGGACGCAGCCUCCAGCCUCCUCAGCCUGGCUGCUCAGAUCGCUCUGGAGAACGAGCAGCAAGACACGGCCAUCAAGGCCCUGGAGAGCUUGUGUGAACAUUCACAGGAUGGUCCUCAGGUUCUGAAAGCUCUCAGGUGUUUGGUUCGCCUGGUGCUCUCAAGCCUGGAAAAAGCCAGUGAGGAGAUGAGGGAUGCCAAUCUGGAUGUCCUGUUGUCUUAUCUUAGAACGGCACUGCAGAGAGUGUCGGAGCCGAGCCCUGGGACCAGCGUGGCGGGGGCGCCGCGCUCAGAGGACGCCAACUGGUUCAGGAAGAUCGCUUGGAACUCGGCUCUGCAGUGUGAGAGCAGCCCUGGCAGGAUGAGGGAUCUCUUUGUGCUCUCCUACCAGCUGUCCCAGCUGUGCCCUCCAGAUCGGGCAGUGUUGAUGGGCCAGAAGACGUGCCUGCUCAUGGCUGCUGCUGCCUCUCUGGAGCUCUGCAGGAAGUCUCCCCACUCUGACCAGAGCGAGCACCUAACACAAGCCCUGGAGCACAUUCAGGUCUGCUGGGAGGUGUGGAAGACUCUGAAAGCCUCAGGGGACUUCUCCAAGGACCCCACCGACACGCUGCUGCUGCUGUAUGAGUUUGAGGCCCGCACCAAGCUCAACGACCCCCGAGUGGAGACGGUGCUGGAGUCUGUUCUGGAGAUGGAGUGCAUCGAAGCCAAGGUGUUGGAGACCCUCGCAGCGUUGGCCAUGGAUACCCCGGCCCACUUCCCCCUGCUGUGUAAGAAGGCCCUGAGGGUGGCUCUGGCCCUGCACAGGAAGCAGCCCCACACCGACCUGGCCCGCUGCAGUCAGUGUGUCCACAGCCUGAUCCAGCUGUCCCUGCCCAGCGGGGUGUCGGAGGUGGAGGCCAGGGUGCUGGAGGAGGUGUGGGGCUACUACGAGGAGGCCCUGUCAAUCAUCGUCGCCGCAGCGGAGGACUUCCCAGAGAUGGAGAUCCUGUGGCUGCUGACGCGAGCCUGGAACACGGGCAUCCUGCUGUACUGCCUGGCCCAGUACCCCGCAGCCGAGAGGUGGUGCGGCCUGGCCAUGAGGUUCCUCUGCCACCUGGGCUCCCUGCAGGACAGCUACCAGACACAGAUGUCAGGUCUCUACAGUGAAAUCCUAGACAGGUUGGACAAAGCCAAGAAGAGCCUGAUCAUGGAGGAAUGAGGUUUGAUGUGAGCCGUCCUCUGUCCCCGGAGACCUUGUCUACUGGUGUCUGAAGGACGUGGAUGUGUGUAGCUGUUUCAUAUGCUCUACUUUGUUACUGUUCUGUGUUUAGCUGUUCUUAUCCAGCUCAAAAAAUGAAUUAAACAUUAAACCUAAUUUAUUACAGUUUGUAAAAAAAGAAAAGAAU
Messenger RNA from Hypomesus transpacificus, 2948 nucleotides. It is a transcript of the gene tex11, whose product is annotated as testis expressed 11. The transcript is spliced from 29 exons. The record is from RefSeq and is a predicted model, not a curated record. Gene Ontology annotation, biological process: meiotic cell cycle. Lineage: Eukaryota; Metazoa; Chordata; Actinopteri; Osmeriformes; Osmeridae. Gene Ontology annotation, molecular function: protein binding. The coding region runs from base 23 to 2761 and encodes 912 amino acids.